Messenger RNA from Impatiens glandulifera, 1089 nucleotides. Its product is annotated as truncated transcription factor CAULIFLOWER A-like. The transcript is spliced from 8 exons. Gene Ontology annotation, molecular function: protein dimerization activity; DNA-binding transcription factor activity, RNA polymerase II-specific; RNA polymerase II cis-regulatory region sequence-specific DNA binding. Gene Ontology annotation, cellular component: nucleus. Gene Ontology annotation, biological process: positive regulation of transcription by RNA polymerase II. NCBI's taxonomy places the organism in Eukaryota, Viridiplantae, Streptophyta, Magnoliopsida, Ericales, Balsaminaceae. Bases 111 to 866 code for a protein of 251 amino acids. The record is from RefSeq and is a predicted model, not a curated record.
UAUAUAUAUAGUUUAUGAUGAUGAUUAUAUAUGAUUAAUUUGCAGAUGAGAUUGUUGUUUUGAUCUAAUAAAGAAAGAAAGAAAGAAAGAAAGAAAGUGAUAAGAUAAAGAUGGGAAGAGGAAGGGUUCAGUUGAAGAGGAUUGAAAACAAGAUUAACAGACAAGUUACUUUCUCAAAGAGGAGAUCUGGUCUUUUGAAGAAAGCCCAUGAAAUCUCUGUUCUUUGUGAAGCUGAGGUUGCCUUGAUCAUCUUCUCUCCCAAAGGCAAACUCUUUCAGUACUCCACUGAUUCCUGUAUGGAAAAGAUCCUUGAAAGGCACGAGAGGUGCUCUUAUGCAGACCGACAACUACAUGCAAUCGAUCGAGAGUCUCAUGGAAGCUGGAACCUUGAGUAUUCUAAGCUCAAAUCAAGACUAGAGAUUGUGCAAAAAAACCUAAGGCAUUUCAUGGGAGAAGAACUGGAUUCAUUGAGCUUAAGAGAGCUUCAAAGCUUGGAAAAUCAGAUGGACUGUGGACUUAAGACUAUAAGGUCCAGAAAGAAUCAGCUAAUGCUUGAGUCAAUAUCAGAGCUCCAAAAGAAGGAUAAGGCACUGCAGGAGCACAACAACUCACUUACCAAGAAGAUAAAAGAAAAGGAAAAGGAGAGGGAAGUGGUAGUUCAAUGGCAACACCCAAUUGGCCUUAAUGAUCAAAUGAUGCAUCCACCUCCUAAUUACAACGACAUUAUUAUUAAUCAUACAAGUAAUAUUAUUAAUGAUAAUACUAAAGAAAGUGAGACAGAAGCUCCUCAAUGUAAUAACAACUCAGGAAUUCCACUUUGGAUGAUCACUCAUAUUGAUCAUCAUGCUUAUAAUACCACUAAUUAAUUGAAAUUAUUUAUAAAAUAAUUAAGAUCUUUCUUAUUAAUCCAUAUAUAUUUAUACAUAUAUAGAUAUAGAGAGAUCAGGCAUAUAUGUCUUGUAUGUAUGUAUAUUUGGUCAUGUCUAUAAUUUUUAUUAUGUUAAACUUAAUCUGGAUCAUGUAAUGGAACACUAUAUAUAUUACAUUCAUGCAAAUAUUUCAUAUAUUUUUAAUAUUGCUAUAUAAUAA